AUGUCUCCAGCGCUACUCAUCAAAGACGUCCGCAUCUUCGACGGCGAAGACGAAAUCCCAAGCGGAAGCGUGUUAGUGGAAAAUGGCUUGAUUAAACAAGUUUCGGAAGGAUCAUUAGAUGUAUCCGAUCCCUCAACUAUCGUCAUCUCUAAGCCGGGACACACGCUGUUUCCUGGGCUAAUCGAUAGUCAUUGCCACGCCUUCAUCGACGAACAGAACACCACGCUCGGACAGUCUUUGAAGUUUGGAGUUACUACCCUCUGCGAGUUGCACCAUGAAGUACAUAACAUGGACUGGUUUAGAUCGCGAGCCGCCACGGAUCCGGACUCAGCCGACUUCAAGACUUCGGGACUGUCCGCGACUGUAGCUGGUGGUUGGCCCGCGGCUGUCAUAAUGGCUGUCCAUGAACCCGAAAAUGCUAAAGACAUCAUGACUGGUUGGGCGGACUUGCAGACUAAAGCCGACGUUGAAACUUAUAUCCAAGACCGCAUCAGGGAUAAAGUAGAUUUCAUCAAGCUCAUGCACGAGGAUGGGAAUGGCUUAACCGUGAAGCCAGUAGUGCCCCCUUUAGAGAUCCAGAAAACAAUUGUCGACCUAGCCCACCAACAUGGCUUCCUUACAAUCGCUCAUGCUUUGAGUUAUCAAGGGACGAUAGAUAUACUACGUACCGGCGUUGAUGGGAUGACGCAUACUUUCGUUGAUAAACCGAUUACGCAGGAAGUUAUUGACGCGUAUAAGAUUAACAAUGCGCACUGUGACCCGACAUUGGUGACGAUCGCCAGUUUAACAAAGGAUGGUCGGGAAGAGCAAGAGAAAUACGCCCACGACCCUCGCGUCACGAAGCUCCUAAACUCCGAGAGCCAGGAGCACCUAUGCAAGUGUAUAGGGCUCGCCAACGAGAACUCGAGGGCAGAGUACGCCUACGAAAGUGUCCGGCAGCUAAAGGCAGCAGGCAUCGAUAUCAUCCUUGGUUCCGAUUCGGCAGGCGCUGCGCUUGGGACGGCCUUCGGAUUCUCCGCACACCAUGAAAUUGCUACAUUUGUUCGCAAAUGCGGGUUUACCCCCGCAGAAGCGUUAAAAUCUGGUACUUCACUUGUUGCGAAAAGGUUCCGCCUCAAUGAUAGAGGUAGGAUUGCGCCAGGAUUCAGGGCGGACUUGGUCUUGGUGGAAGGGAAUCCUUUAGAGGAUAUUGAUCAUACGCUUGACCUCCGAGGGGUUUGGAAACAGGGAACGCUUAUCUCAGCUUAUAAAGAUCUUGUUGCAUAG
Molecule: messenger RNA, 1266 nt
Organism: Hypoxylon trugodes
Lineage: Eukaryota; Fungi; Ascomycota; Sordariomycetes; Xylariales; Hypoxylaceae
Exons: 4
Coding region: 1-1266 (421 amino acids)
Molecular function (GO): hydrolase activity, acting on carbon-nitrogen (but not peptide) bonds
Source: RefSeq, a predicted model, not a curated record